Bipolaris oryzae ATCC 44560 is the source of this 1332-nucleotide messenger RNA. RefSeq lists its product as uncharacterized. NCBI's taxonomy places the organism in Eukaryota, Fungi, Ascomycota, Dothideomycetes, Pleosporales, Pleosporaceae. The coding region runs from base 1 to 1332 and encodes 443 amino acids. The transcript is spliced from 2 exons. The record is from RefSeq and is a predicted model, not a curated record.
AUGGUCAAAGGAGAGCUCGUCACCCUCGGCGCGGCUGCCACCGCUCUCGGAGGCGCCUACAAGCUCGCCGAGUUCCUCACAAAGGCCAAGCGUGUGCGUGAUGUCGGUCCAUCCAACGCCGUCUAUGUGCGCAUCAUCGGUCGCGUUCGCUCUGAUCUCGAAGAGGUGCGCCGUCUGCUCUCGGUCCGCGAAAUCCACGACAUCCUCGAGGCCAACCACGAAAAGUCCAAAUGGGUCUACGGCUGCAUGCGCGAUGUGCGCGGCGCCCUCGAGAACAUUGCGCCCCAUACUGAACGCGUCGCUGGCGACAUUGAGGAUGGCCGCCGCGUCGGCAUGAGGCACCGUGUCUACUGGCUGCUCAGCGAGAAGGAAAAGCUCGAGAACAGAGAAAAGGAACUCGCAAUCGCUCACAACAGUCUGCGCGAGGUUCUCGGCUACUUGACCACUCUCGAACCCAUUGAGGAGCCCCACAAGCCCAAGAAGGAGAAGAAGGACAAGGAAAAGAAGGAAGAGACGCACAUCGACAUUGAGAUUCAUCAAGAGGCUCCUCCUCCUCCACCUCCUGCUCCCGCUCAUGCUCCCGCCCCUGCUCAUGCCCACCACACUACCCACACGACGCAUAUUGACCGGGACAUCUACAUUGAGCAGAAUGCUGGUGCUCCCAGGCGCGUUGAGGAACACCGCGAUGUUUGGGUUGAGCGCGACCACCAGCCGCCCGCCCACUACCAGGAACACCGCGAGGUCUAUGUCGAUGAACGCGAGCGUGGUCCCCACCACUACGAUGACCGCGGCCGUCCUCCUCCACCUCCUCCACCUCCUCACCACCACCACGAUGCCCACUGGGAACACCACGGUCGCGAGCCCCGCUACGAGUCCCACUAUGACGAGCGCUUCGAGCAGCAGGACCACUACCGCUCCCAGUAUCCAAUUGAGACUCGCGAGACGUACCAGCAGAACCGCCUGUACCCAGAGCCCCUCGGCCGUCCCGCCGAGGCCUUUGAGGAGCGUCUUCCCGAGCGCGAAACUUGGCACCAAAGCAGCGCCCGCAACCAACGCCCAGGUCAGUACGGCCCUUAUGGAGCACAGUAUGCCGAAUACGGUGCCCCUCAGCCUAUUGGCGCAGCCCACUACGCCCGUAGGUUCAAAGGAGAUCCAGGCUUUGGCGACGAAGAAAUACUAAAUCCGCAACCAGUGCCGUUGGAGAGGAAGUACGCCGAACGCGAGAUGUGGAUUGAACAAAAGGAGGAUUACCGCUUCGAUCAGUAUGGGAACCGCUUGCCGGAUAGGCUGUUCCAGCCACCUGUUCCUCGACCCUAUCGCAGCCGCAUGUGA